This is a messenger RNA of Cladocopium goreaui, 726 nucleotides long. NCBI's taxonomy places the organism in Eukaryota, Dinophyceae, Suessiales, Symbiodiniaceae. The record is from the annotation of a GenBank genome assembly.
AUGGCGCCCUCGACCGCAGCCCACCCGGAGAAGCCGCUCCCAGCCGCCCCGGACGCCAUGGUGCGCCAGGGUUGCCCGGCGACGAAGGUGGGCGUGUUUCUACUGGCAGCUGCAAUUUUUGGCGGUCCAAAGGGCUGGAGCUUUGCCGAAGUCUCGGAUGAGAGGAUACCACUGGCAGAUUUGAAGGUUGGAGAAGAGAUGGAUGCCCGAAUUAAGAAACCCUGGAGAAUGUUCGGCUGGUUUGUAGACAUUGGAGCGACCAAAGAUGCGUUUAUGGAGUUCGAAGAAGGCUGUGAUGGCUUCCCAGUAGAUGGAAUCAACACGUGGCGCAAAGGAGCCUCGUUAACUGUGCGAAUACUCGAUUUGGACGUCGAUCGGAUUUAUCUCACCACUCGGACUGGGCCCCUGGAGCGUCCGCCGCGCUUUCGCCGGGCGCCAACGGCCGAGGAUGUCGAAUCCUAUGGCAACAUGGAUGCCAACGAAAUCAUUGACACCAGCGUUUGCGGAAUGAGUCCAGGAGGCAUUUGGCUUCGCGUUCCAUCGCGCAAUGCUGGUGAGGAUUUCCGUACACUGCUGCGACUAGAGGAUUGCGAGGAAUCCGUGAAAGAGUCCGCUCGCCUUGGAAUGACGGUGCCUGUGAGUGUCACGGGCAUUGACCGGGAGAAGAAGCGUGUGCUUGUGACCAUGAUGACUGCUAAAAGAUAGAUCAAAUUACUUUACAAAAAA